CUCUUGGGAUCGCAGUCGAUCUCGUUGGUUUGCGACUAUCUCCUUGCGUUUGUACUCCAACGUAUUCCCUUCGUCGUUUUUAUCUUGUUACAAGGUGCACGUCUCGUGAGUCAGGAUGAAAUACGUGGUGUUAGCAAUGAUUCUGGGAUUGGCGGUGGCACAAGAUCCAAAUUUUCAUGGACGCAACUAUCAGCAGGAUGAUGGACAACAUCAGGUCGACAGUAGACGACCUACAUCUACUACGCCCAUCCCGAUCUUGCACUGGAACAAGCAACAGGAACACGAUGGAACUUAUAAAACUAGUUACGAAACGGGCAACAACAUCAUUGCCGAAGAAAGCGGCUACAUCAAGACCAUCGGUGAAGGUGAAGACCGGGCGGAGGCGAUCGUUCAGCAAGGCACCUUCUCGUACACGAGUCCCGAGGGACAGCUGAUCACCAUUCACUACACCGCCGACGAGACCGGCUUUCACGCUCAGGGCGAUCACAUUCCCACGCCACCACCCGUUAGCGAAGAGAUCCAGAAAGGCCUCGACCUCAUCUACGCGGGCAUUCGUCAGCAAGAGGAAGAAGAAGCCCGUGCAGCGGCCCAAAAGUCGCAAAUACCAUUGAACCAGCAGAUUGAUAGGCGAGACGAUUACAACAGAAAGUAUCAGCAGUGAGCUCCUGUCAAGCCUCCUGCGAUAUAGUGCAUUUACAGCACUGUAUCAUUCAAGAAAUAGCAAUUAAGUUGUUAAGUUACAUUAUUCCCUCGCGCGUUUCAAAUACACUCACCAUUAUAUAUACAUUUGCAGUAAGAGA
Camponotus floridanus (Florida carpenter ant) is the source of this 800-nucleotide messenger RNA. It is a transcript of the gene Cpr49Ah, whose product is annotated as endocuticle structural glycoprotein SgAbd-2. Bases 116 to 661 code for a protein of 181 amino acids. Gene Ontology annotation, cellular component: chitin-based extracellular matrix. The record is from RefSeq and is a predicted model, not a curated record. NCBI's taxonomy places the organism in Eukaryota, Metazoa, Arthropoda, Insecta, Hymenoptera, Formicidae. The transcript has 4 exons. Gene Ontology annotation, molecular function: structural constituent of chitin-based larval cuticle.